Messenger RNA from Puccinia triticina, 174 nucleotides. RefSeq lists its product as uncharacterized. The record is from RefSeq and is a predicted model, not a curated record. The coding region runs from base 1 to 174 and encodes 57 amino acids. The transcript has 2 exons. Lineage: Eukaryota; Fungi; Basidiomycota; Pucciniomycetes; Pucciniales; Pucciniaceae.
AUGCCUUAUGUGGCAAAAUUUUUGCAGAAGAACUUACACGGCGCAAAUUGCCCAAAUAACCUGCGCACUAUGGAAAAAACCGUUGAAAAUUCCAAAAAACUCUGGGAGUGCGCCAAGGAACCGUCUAUGAACUUGGACAAGUACAACUUCAAAUCCGCGGAGCUAGCUGUUUGA